Molecule: messenger RNA, 1542 nt
Organism: Colletotrichum graminicola M1.001
Lineage: Eukaryota; Fungi; Ascomycota; Sordariomycetes; Glomerellales; Glomerellaceae
Product: cytochrome P450
Exons: 4
Coding region: 1-1542 (513 amino acids)
Molecular function (GO): heme binding; iron ion binding; monooxygenase activity
Source: RefSeq, a predicted model, not a curated record
AUGAGUGUUCUCGUCGCGGUUUUAACAUGGGCAGUCACCCCGAUUGUCUUCGCUGUGGCAUGUGUAUACAUCAUCAGGCGAAUCACUCUGUAUAUCAAACUGAGGCAAUUUGGUGGGCCAUGGUGGACUGGAAUCACCCACCUCCCUCAUAGCAGAGCAAUUGUCGCCCCCAAUUGCCACGAAUGGUACGCGGAAAUGAAUGAUAAGUAUGGCACAUUUGCACGCAUAGCACCAGGAAUGCUGGUCACAUCUUCGCCGGAAGUUUGGGCACAUUUGAAUAAACACCGGGGCUACAAGAGAUCUGACUGGUACUACCACGCUUGUCGAGUAGAGUACCGGAGGGACAAUGUUUUCACCCAGACAGACAAUAAGAAACAUGAAAUUCGGCGGAAACAAAUGGCUCCUGGGUACUCAGGCAAAGAGAACUUUGACCUCGAGCCGACGAUCGACCAACGUCUAGGAGAGCUAUUGCAUCUAAUCAGGACAAAAUAUCUUUCAUCUACUACCAAGACUGUGCCAAUGGACAUGGCAAAAAAGAUACAGUAUUUCACACUUGAUGUGAUCAGUUCUGUUGGUCUUGGCAAAGCAUUCGGUAUGCUGCAGUCUGAUAGUGACGUAGACGACUAUCUAAAGUCGACCGAGGAGGGCUUGUCUUAUGCCACUUUGGUAGUUGCUCUAGGUAUCAGCUGGAUAGCUCAAGCCCCUCUCAUCGGCAAGUUCAUUGCUCCCUCGCCUACCGACAACAACGGCUUUGGCAGGAUGAUUGCCGCAUGCUUCCGCUACGUUGACGAACGGACGAAAAGCGAUACCGACGAGCGGUCCGAUAUGCUAGCCUCAUUCGUCCAGCAUGGUUUGAGGGGUGACGAGCUGCGAUCGGAGGCACUCGAGCAAGUUAUUGCAGGAUCUGAUACCACCGCAGCUGCUAUCCGUGGUGCCAUUCUUCAAAUCAUGGCCAAUAGCCGUGUCUACUCGAAAUUACAGCGCGAAAUUGAUGGUGCUGUGCGUGAUGGGAUCGCUCCAAGAACGGGGGAAGGCCUCAUUACCCUAGCACAAGCAAGGAAGUUGCCGUAUUUGCAAGCUGUCAUUCGCGAAUCCCUGAGAUUUCGCCCCCCUGUAGUCAACAUCUUCUCGCGAGACACGCCACCUGGAGGUGACAUCGUCAAGGUCGACGGUGAGGAUGUCUACCUCCCUGGCGGUAUCUGCAUAGGGUAUUCGGCCUACGCGAUACAUCGAAGUGAAAAGGUAUACGGCAAUGAUUCAAAGCUUUUCCGACCUGAGAGGUGGUUCGAGCGGGAUGCUGAUAAGCUCGCCAACAUGAUUCGGACGAACGACCUCGUUUUUGGGCACGGGAACUUUAUGUGUUUAGGAAAGCCAGUAGCACAGAUGGAACUCUCUAAGACCAUCUUCGAGAUAUUUCGUCACUUCCAAUUAGCGCCUAUUGACCCGGCCCGACCAUGGAAAGCACGAAAUUGCAUGGGAUUGUUCGUCAUCUCAGACAUGUGGGUCGAGGCAACUGAAAGAAAGGUUGAGGCCCACGACUAG